Exophiala xenobiotica is the source of this 1545-nucleotide messenger RNA. RefSeq lists its product as uncharacterized. NCBI's taxonomy places the organism in Eukaryota, Fungi, Ascomycota, Eurotiomycetes, Chaetothyriales, Herpotrichiellaceae. Bases 1 to 1545 code for a protein of 514 amino acids. The transcript has a single exon. The record is from RefSeq and is a predicted model, not a curated record.
AUGUUGCGUAGCACAAGUCCGUCUUCCGACACUACAGAGAAAAUGAAGAUUCGCCAUCUGCUACAGGGCCGAGAGGAAGCAUCAACAGCACCUCCGACCUCUGCCUUCUUCACCAAUAUGGAUUCUACCCCUGCGCAUCCGCCUCAUGAAACUGGUUGCUGGAACUCUCGUUCUUUUCAACUGCUCGAGACCCACGCUGAAGAUUUUCCGACGCCAGAAUCGCUUCAUACGUCUUCUCCGGAAGAGCUGUGUCGAGUCCCCUCGGUGCCACAACCCCCAGACGAUGAAGAACUCACGGAACUAUGCAAUUUCUUCCUGGGAAAUUUGCUGAAAUUCAUUCCGAUCAUCCGCACCGAGGAUAUUGGAUCAUAUGGAGACAUGGCCAGGGAAGGUCAACGCCUACUCGCACACAGUAUGGCCUAUGUUGCCGCAGGCUUCGUACCUGGCUGCAAGCCUAUUCGGGCGAGACUCGCCCCAUUCAUCUUCGCAUACUUGGAACAAUGUGCGUUAGAGGGAAACGAAGAGUCAAGAUGGACUGCCCUCCAAGCAGUUGCUGUCCUGUACAAUUGGACGACGCCAAACUUCCACGUGGACUUCUCUGACCGGGUGGUCCAAAAUCCGCCUCUUACCCACAAUGCCUUGAGGGCAAUAUGGGACAAGCUCGUCCUUACAACUACGCCUCUGGAAGUAUCUGAAGACGUCGCCAGGCUUCUAGAGCAGUAUCCUAUGGAGUGUACUAUCCGCAAGCAUCGGCGGGUCUGGUGGUAUCUUUGUUGCCUAUGGAUGCAUGCGACUAUCCAUUAUCGCACUUGGUUGAUCGAUCCAGGAAACGUAUUCAAGGCUGACCCGGGUAUCUACACUUGUAAAUACAUCUUCCGCGACUAUCUUACCGAUCAUGUCAUUGGUCCGAUCGUUGCACAAGUCGAGCUGUGCUGCAUUAGGGAACGAUUCUUGGACGCUGGCCACAGGAUUGACAGCUCCCAACAGCCACUGACCAUGCUCAAAGAGAUGAAUGAUGCUGUGGAUAGUUGGCAUCGAGAAUGGUCACGCCAAUGGACGAACUCCGGAUCGUAUGAGCCUCUUGAGGUUUACUACCACUUCACACGCUUCUGCAUCAGUGUACAGGCUUCCAGACUCUAUCAAUCUUGCUCCACUUCUGAGAUUUCGCCCAGUGCCGGACUGAGCUUGAUCGAGACUUCUGUUGAGAGAGUAUGUGAUUUGUGCUCUGUUUUUACGAAUCUGAACCCCCUUUCCAGCUACAGCCUCUGUUUUGUACCGGAAGACGUCUUCGCCCUGGUCAUUUGUGGAUGCGAAUAUGUCCUUGGCGUGCAGACGACAUUGCACAAUCUUAAGCUUCUCAAUACCCAUCAACUGGUAUCCCUUCGCGCCAUAGCAGAGCUCAUGCUCGCUGUUGCCACCUAUGACAAGGAAUGGGCAGCUUCACAGGGGGCCACGCUUCUGAGGCGACUCAGCACGAGACUUUCAGGUCAGCGUGAUAACCAGCCGUCGGACGCCUCUCCAGCACCUUUAAUUACAUCCAGCUGA